AUGUUCUUACAGGUUGGAUUUCUUCGUGUAUCUAAACACAAGGUCCAGUUUCAUCCACCACAAUCAUCGACACCUAGAAAGGAUACCUGCAAAGAUUGGUUCAUUGAAGCUCUACAAUUGAUUCAGCUAGAAGGUGAAAAGAUUGGUGUUCUUCCAUCAGCUUCACAGGAUACAUUAUUUUUAGGAAACCUUAACAAAGGGUCCAGAUAUUGUUUCCAUUGA
Molecule: messenger RNA, 222 nt
Organism: Lactuca virosa
Lineage: Eukaryota; Viridiplantae; Streptophyta; Magnoliopsida; Asterales; Asteraceae
Source: the annotation of a GenBank genome assembly